Molecule: messenger RNA, 753 nt
Organism: Alternaria metachromatica
Lineage: Eukaryota; Fungi; Ascomycota; Dothideomycetes; Pleosporales; Pleosporaceae
Exons: 6
Coding region: 1-753 (250 amino acids)
Source: RefSeq, a predicted model, not a curated record
AUGCCGCUGGAGUUUGAGAAAAGAGAGGGGCAGAGUGAGGAUUUUCGGACGUUUUUGGAGGAUGUGAAGCAAACGGACCGAUGGCGCGAGCAUUUGAGGGUAGUUGGGCUAGAUAGUAGGGUGGUCGGCCAAUGUCAAGCAGCUGUUGCUGAGGCUGUGGAGGCGUUUGGGCGCAUCGACGUGUUGUUGUGCGCAGCUAGUGAAGCUGUGAUCGGGUCCGUAGAAGAACUUGCGCAGACUAGCCGGACAAGAAGUCUGGUCGAUGAGAUCUUCGAGAUCAACUUCUUCGCGAAUGUCAACAUCAUCAAAGCCGUACUUCCGUUCAUGCGCGAACGAAAGAAUGGCCACAUCAUCGUGAUAACUGGUAUCACCGGCCACCUUGGAACCCCAGGCCUAGGAAUGUACUGCUCCUCCCAAUGGGCCGUCGAAGGCUACUGCGAUUCCCUCGCCUACGAAAUCGCCCCCUUCAACGUAAAAAUGUCCCUCGUCCAAGCCAACAUGGAAGUCAACGUCCUCACCAACCGAAUAACCUCCGUGCCCCCCAUGUCCGAAUACCUGCAAGGCGAGAACCCCGCGCCCCUAGCCCGCGAAAUCUUCUCCGGCCUCCUCGACAAACUAGAAAGAAUCGACAACCCGUCUGCCCACCCCCCCUUCGACGAAAACACAACCAAUACAACAAAAUCCCCCGGAGACGAAAGCGUAAUAUACGGUGACGAGUUUGUAUGCGCCGUUGCCGGUGGGGGUGAAGAGUAA